CCAUGGCCACGUCUCCCGUCAAAGAGUUCCUGGUUACAUAUUUUAUGCCAACUAAAUGUUACGAGGAGCUUUUUGUCAACUUUCACUUGCACGUGCCGUGUCUUAAGUUUGUCCUGAAGAAAAUUGCUGGAAUUUGGAUCCUCCUGGACACAUUUCUGGUGCAGCUGCUUCAGUUGCUGAAGAUACUCUGGAGAGGAAGUGCAGAAGGCCUGAGUCUAUUCUCCGUCCUGCUGCAGCUUUAUGCCUUCUCAUGUCCUGUUGUGUAUGCGGUGACCAACAGCUUCCCACUCUUUGCCUGGAGUGAGAGGCUCCUCACGUUGGCCCAGACAGCAGUGAUCAUCUUCCUCAUCCUGCAUUAUCAUGGUGAUACCCUCACAGGAGCGCUGUUUCUUUUGGCUUACAGUGGUUUAAUGUUCCUCCUGGGCUCCUAUGCAACCACUGCAGUCGUCUCAGUGAUGCAGUCUUCCAGUCUGCCAACUUUAAUUGCAAGCAAGAUUCUCCAGAUCAGAGCAAACUACUCUAAUGGUCACACAGGCCAGCUGUCCUCUCUGUCUGUAUUCUUAUCGUGCGCAGGGUCUUUGGGUCUCGCCUUUGUGUCUCUGCAGGAGGAAGGAGGCUCUCUCGCUACUCUGUCUUACAUUCUGUCCGCCUGUCUCAGCUGUGUCCUCCUGGCCCAGGUCCUCUGCUACGAGAGCAGUAAUAAAAAGAAGAGUGAUUAGAGGUGACUAUUAUUGUCAAUGCAUCAAUCCACAAUGUGAAAGCUUCACAUCAUAUGCAAGUCCUUUUUGUUGGCCAAACCAUGUUAUGUGAUGCUCAGCCAGAUGUUAAAUGUUUACAGUGUCUUUUUUUUAAAUGCCUAAAACAGGUCAUGUACUGUGUAACUGUGUAAAUGAGAACUCAGUGUUGUGUUGUUAAAUGGUUUUGUGUAUUUCUUUUGUGAAGUCUCACAAUAUAAUAAGGGGGAAUAAAAUCUUUUGUUGCCCUCUAGUGCCUGAAAUGAGAAUUACAUACAAACAUUUUUACAGGUUUCAGUAGUCUGUGUGAUUUGUAAUGCAGGAGUAUCUUGUAUACAAGCCUCAAAAUUGGGAAAGACGUACAGUCACAUGUAAACUCCCAAACGUUAAUAUUUUUGAUGAGUUCAUCUUCAGUGGUUGAACAAAAAUCCUGUUUGUGAUGCAUUCAUGUCUGAUUUGCUGGUAGCACUUCAGCCUGGGAAUAGUUUGAUAUCAACCCGCUCAUGGCUAUUGUAGAUGGGUAAUUAGAUUUGUUUUGUGGUAACCUCUGUUUUUUUGCAGUUGGCAUCACAUUAUAUGCAGCCCCCCUCAUCAGAGCGUCCACUCCCCCUACACAGUUUGUCACAUACAGCUCUGAUGCAUGUUCAUCGCAACAUUUUGGUCAGACGAAAGACUUAAUCACAAUUGAGUUACUGCACGAUGUUAGGCCGGUGAGACUAGAAUGGCCUGUAUUGGUGUCACAGGGGUGCACGAAAGGCGUGUCGAAUCUUAGGAAUGUGACCUAGUAACACGCUGUUCGACAUAGCAACAGGAUGUCCUGUUGCCACUAGCCGUAGAAAUGAUCAACCCAUAUCUGAGUUUAUUUCUCUAUUAUCCUUAUGUAGCAUGACUCAUUCUCACCAGAAUAUUGUGCUUUGAUGUGUUAUUUAUCCUUCAUUAACCAUAUUUUUUCUAAACAUAUUUAUUCAUAUGUGUUGCUGUUGUUAGCACUGUUUGACACAAUGCAUCUGUGUAGUUGUAGAGCUAUUACUAAGUUAUACCUGGCAACACCAUGACUGAGUUUAGAAGGUAUAU
This is a messenger RNA of Scomber japonicus (chub mackerel), 1808 nucleotides long. Its product is annotated as mannose-P-dolichol utilization defect 1 protein-like. The transcript is spliced from 7 exons. Lineage: Eukaryota; Metazoa; Chordata; Actinopteri; Scombriformes; Scombridae. Gene Ontology annotation, biological process: oligosaccharide biosynthetic process. The coding region runs from base 3 to 719 and encodes 238 amino acids. The record is from RefSeq and is a predicted model, not a curated record.